AUGAGGUUACUAUAUGGUGUCUAUGGGCUUCUGUCUGUCGCGCAUGCGGCUGAUGUAAGAAUUCAUUUUAUUCACCAUAGAGAGACAAAUGCAUCUUCUCUUAUUGCAUAUAGCACUAGUGGGGACUUGAUCACAAGGAUCUGUGGGACAACGAUUAAAGCUAAAGAAUCCGUCGACUUCUCCAACAUUAACGAAAAUGGUGUUGGGAAUUUCACAGUUGGUAGUACCAGCUUCUUUGUUCACUCCGAUCCCAAGUAUUCUGGAGGCCCUUCAUGUUCUACAGAUUUCGAUCAUGCCUACACUGCCAUACAGUGCUCAGGUGUAAAAUGGGAUCUUGAGGGGGUUGUUAAACAGGAUCCGAAGUCCUGUUUCUUUGGAAAUCUCGCGGGAGGGGGCUUUGAAGAGUGCCAAACUGACACCCGGUACCACAAGUUGCAUCGCCGUUGCGGCGAACGGAAACCAAGGCUUGACGGCGACGGAUGGCCCCACCAGAGAUACUACUAUCAACAGCUUUCAGAAGUUGGACAUUGUAGCGAAACCCAGGGCUGCUCUGUUACUUCAUCCAACACGGAGGGUAUCACCAAGGCUUGGAGUGCGACUGUCAGCCCCCCGGUUUGGAUCUCGGGAGGCUACUCUGUAACAAAGUCCUGGGGCACUGGGGCUGCAUAUGGCUGCAAUGGCGGCGCGGGAGACCAAGUCUGUGUCUGGUACAGGGUUGCGCACACUGCCUUUCGGGAGCCCAGGGGACUUAGCGAGAAGGAUAUGCAUGGGCCACAAAUUGUUAUCGCCUCCCCAAACAAGAACAAUGAAGGCGGGGGCUUUCAGUGUGCGACUGGAAAGAAUUGCGUGCAUAAGGGCGCCAUGUAUUGGGACUGCCAUGGGAAAAGGUCUAAGAAGUUUACCCACUGUGGACCUCCAGAGCAACCAGAGUUGGACCCCAAGAACAACUUCAUAAGACCCUAUGCGAAAGAGAAGACGAAGACCACGAAGGUAGAGAAGUAG
Messenger RNA from Fusarium mangiferae, 1002 nucleotides. RefSeq lists its product as uncharacterized. The transcript is spliced from 4 exons. The record is from RefSeq and is a predicted model, not a curated record. NCBI's taxonomy places the organism in Eukaryota, Fungi, Ascomycota, Sordariomycetes, Hypocreales, Nectriaceae. Bases 1 to 1002 code for a protein of 333 amino acids.